Molecule: messenger RNA, 9725 nt
Organism: Diachasmimorpha longicaudata
Lineage: Eukaryota; Metazoa; Arthropoda; Insecta; Hymenoptera; Braconidae
Gene: ash1
Product: histone-lysine N-methyltransferase ash1-like
Exons: 4
Coding region: 670-6828 (2052 amino acids)
Biological process (GO): regulation of DNA-templated transcription
Cellular component (GO): nucleoplasm; nucleus
Molecular function (GO): chromatin binding; protein binding; histone H3K4 methyltransferase activity
Source: RefSeq, a predicted model, not a curated record
GCGGGGGACAUGCGACGCGGUGUGCGUUCGACAUAUCCCAGUGGAAAUAUGUGGAAAUUUUUCGUGUACAAUUGAUGAUCCGCAGUAGCGGAGUUUAACACACAAUUGUGUUUAAAUAACUCAGUGUUUGUGUUGUUUAUCACUGUUAUGAUCACUAAACAUUGAGAUAAUCACUGUUGAUGAGGCCUGAUCUGGAGUGGAGAUUGAAACAAUUCUGUUUUUGUCUGUUCUGCGAAAAACGCACUUGUGCAACGCCAUUUUGUGACCACGCACGGUGGAGACGUAAACAUCAAACUUUCUAAUCGUGUUUAUUGGGCCGUUGUUAUGUCAUUAAUCCCAGUGAUAAGGAUUUAGGGGUGACAGUGGAUGUCUGGGAGAUUGUAGAGAAUUCCAAGGAGACGUGGAUUCCUUGGGGAGGCAGUCUGCUUCACUCGGAGUAGUUGUUUUCGCGCCAAUUCGAAUCAAGAUAUGCACCUGGUACAUCUGGCUCUGGGAGACAAACAGCUGGCCAGCCGACUUUAAUGCUGGAUUUUUAUCGCUUCUUUGACGAUUGUCAGGAGGUUAUUAGUCACUUAUUCAGGGAGAUACUCCCGCAACCGACUCAUCAGAGUUAAAUUCCGAGUGAUGCACCUACUCCAAACCAGUGUUGAUGUCAGUGAAAAAUAAAAGAUGUCUGGCGAUUCAGGAUGGAAUGCCGUUAUCCAUCACCCAUCAGAGUUGGAGUUACAAAAUUGGAAUUGGGACGACAACGAUCAUGACCAAGAUCGCGAACUACCGUCUACCGUUGACAUGGACGCGAUAAAGGGGGGUGGCAGUUGGGACCCCUCCAACGGCCACAAUGAGACAGACUCAGUGGAUUCAGAAGAGGAUUCCGACUCAGAUGACGAUAGUUCAGGUGGCUCAGAUGGCAGUUACUCUUAUUCCGACUCUGAAUCAGAUGACGACACAAGUGGCGAUGACUCGGGCUCGAACAGCGAUUGCUCGUCAGACCACAGCGAGCAGACAUUUCUCAUAAGAGAAACGAAUUUCGAGCCUGGCUCGCUGAAGCUAAAGAUCAGCAUGAAGGCGCAGAAGAAGGAGGAGGCGGAGAAGAAGAGCCAGGAGAAGUCGAAGAGGCUGCCAAUGAGAAAAACCAAAUGCAAUGCGAAGACGUCUGAGGGCCAGACUGAGGACUCUGACUCGUCGGCUGGUCCAACGAGUGUAAAUCCAUCGUCCUCGGGGCAGACCCAAUCAGCCCCCCAGCCACUGCAGGAGCUCAACCAGGAGCACUUGUCAGCGAUUCUCCCGGAGCAGGAGGACACACCCUUCGACGGCUUCGAGGACUCUGAGAGUGGCAGGCUCGUCUCGAAAGCCAUUGAGCGCAUGUCCUUGGGGGCUGACUCAGACUCCAGCGACAAUGUCAACGAGAAUCCUGUUCCAGUCUACAGCUCUACUUUGCUGCAGCAAUUCGUGGAGAAGACGCAACUUCUCUCCGAGCCACGAAAGCGAAGGAGUAAGCUUGUAAAGAAGAAUGAAACGGAGUAUCCAUGCAUCUCGAAUGUGUCACCAGACUCUGGGAUUCAAUCGGUGGACAACAGUCCCCUUCACUUGGCUGUGCCAACGAGUCCUGGGCCCUCGCAAUCUCCGGUUCAAACGGCGCCGAUGAAACCGGCCGUCAACGUCGACCGAGUGCUUUAUCCGCCAAAAAGAAAGCCUGGGAGGCCAUCGAAAACAGUCUCGAGCCAGCCCCGAGGUCCUGGGAGGCCAAAAAGUACUGACAAACUGGAUAAAGUGGAGGGAACGAAGAGCCCACCUGUUGAAGUUAAAAAGGAAGAGCCAAAAAAUCCCAAAACCACAUCAAAGUGUGUUAAAAACGUUAAACAAUGCGCUAAAAAUCAAAGGUUAAAGACUAAUGUUAAAAAACCCAAUCCCCAGACCGAUGAGCCAUCAUCUGAUAAUGUUAAUGAACAAACUUCCGUGGAUAAGUGCCUCAGUAAUAUAAAAAAAGUUAAUAAAGAGAGUAGUAAAGCGUGUGAACAAGUGUGUACAAAUGUCAAGCAAGUCAAGAGCAUUGAAACAACAAAGAGUAUUAAUACAUCCCCAUCUCGACCGAAAGUUAAUGCUGAAACAACGACGGAUGAAAAAACAAUGAGAAAAAGCUCCAAGGAAAAUAGAGUGGAGUCAUCGCCUCAGAGCAACAAGAAGCAGAUCUCCACGAAGAAGUCCCUUCCGCCUGCUCCAAGGAGAGUCCUAAAAGAGAACAAAAGCAGUAAAAAAGCCUCCGAGACGAACGUAGUGGGUGUCCAAACAGUAAUAUCACUUCCAAUCGAUCUAAAGCCAAAAGCAGUUGAAAAAAAUCAACUUAAAUGUGAUAAGGUGAUGCAGCCAAUCACGAAAAAUCGUCACAAGCAUCACCACAAGCAUCGCCGAAGAGUCGUACCACCGAAGACCCCUAUACGAGUCGAUCCCUCGAUCGUCGAGGAGCUUGAGAAACUGAUUCAAGACUUUGCUAGUGCCUGUAGUUUAGGAAGAAACAAUACCAGUUCGAGUAACUCAGAGUUGCCCCAGAUAUUUCGUGUGAAGAAGAUAACGAAGAAGAGAAAAGGUGAGAGUAAUUCCAGUGAAGAUCAGAAGUUGAAGAGAAGACUGAAGAAGGAGAAGCCCUCCGGUGAUUUGAAGAGCAAUCAGAAUGCCAGUGCACCAUCCAAUCCGAAUGAACAGAGACUUCCAUUGAAAAAGCGACACUAUCACCUAUCGAGCCCCCACAGCUCCCAGAGUUCCAACGCCAGUUGUACAGAGACAAAUCCGAACGAAUCAAAUUCCAUGGAGAGUCACAUAGAGGAAGCAAUAGAGGCGACAAUCGAGAGAUACAGCAGCCCUGGGAGCUCCCACCAGAAGGAGAUUGACUCGAUGGCACUGAAGAAGAGACUAAGGGAAACAGAGGCAAUAGCCCCAGCGAUUUCAGCUCCCAGUGACAGCUCUGACGAGGGUAAACCGUUGAAUAGACUGGAGCCACCGAGGAGGAAAAAGAAAAUAGUAAAGGAUCUUCGCGUUACUGUCACCAAAUUAUCGUCUGACAGCCACUCCCCAAUGGUGGAUAAACCAGAGACUCGAGCCAGCGAUAAGAAGGCGUCUGAGAAAUCAAUGAGAACUGAUAAAACGUCGGAGAAGAGCAAGACGACGGGAAAAGACCCUGAAAAGAGUGAAUCCAAGGAGGAAGCCACGAGUUCCAAAACCUCUGAUGAUAAGACACCGGCUGAUAGAAAAGAUAAGAAAGAUGUGACACCUGUUACAACGUCAGCGGAUCCAGCAGCCCCCCCUGUAGUAAAGAAAAAAAUAAAAAGAAGGAAGGCGAUUAAUCGUACUGGUUUUCCAACGCUAAAGAAGAAGAAGAAGAAGCCGGUGGUGGCUGCUGAAGCACCUGGUGAUCCACCUCCAGCACCUGAAGCCCCGACAGACCUUGAGAUAUCGAAAAUCGAUGAGAAAUCAGUUACGUCAGAGGCGGACGUCAAUCCCCUGCCGCCAAAGGGCGACGACUCGAAGGAAACGGACGACGAGAAUCCCCUCGAGCUGAAGGAUUAUAACGAGCUGUCCUGCCACAGUUUCUCCUCGGAUGUUGACACCUGCCCAGGUCACCUGCGAGUCCACAGGGACUUGGUGGAGUGCGACGGCAGCCGACCCUGCGACAAGCUCUGCCCAGUGAAAUUCGAUAAGAUCCAGGACUCCAGAAUUUAUGACGAGAACGCAACCCUCGAGGAGUCCCUGGAGCGUUACAAUCAGAGCCAGAGAAUAGCAGAGUUGAGUGAGGAGAAUGUGAAGAAAUUGGACAGAGCGAAUGCCCACAUGAGGCUUGAACUGUCCGGCUGUCUCAACAACAAUCACAAGCGUCGAAGAGGUUCCACAAGCCCCUGUAACUUGACUCUGAGAAGCAUUAAGAGACUGAGGAACGCUGGUUACGAUACAGAGAGCGACGCUGUGCCCAGCAGUGACGUCGCCAGUGACGAACCAGACCUGGGGAAACAACCGGGAUCAUCCCACACACGACGAAAACAGCCGAGAUGGAAGAAGCGUUACCUGCCAGCUGGACUGUUCUCAGACUACUACAAGGACGACGAUCCGAGGAAAUUGUCCACCACAGACGGAAAGAAAUUGACUUACGACCCAGCUGAACAUCCCCACGGCCUCCUGCCGCCUCCCUAUCACUGUGGAAAAUUCCUGCGUCAACGGAAGAUCCCCUUUCAGCUUCCCUACGACCUCUGGUGGCUGCAUACUCACUCCAGACUCCCUGGGAGGGACCUGGUGCCCUCCUGGAAUUACCGAAAAAUCAGGACCAACAUUUACUACGACGUCAAGCCAACGACUCUCUACGAAGCGCAAGGUUGUGAAUGCAAGCCCAACUCUGGCUGCGGUGAUGACUGCAUCAAUCGGAUGGUCUUCAGUGAAUGUGCACCCCAGUUAUGCCCCUGUGGGGAGAAAUGUGAGAACCAGAAGAUCCAGCGGCAUGAGUGGGUGCCUGGACUCCAGCGUUUCAUGACUGAGAGCAAGGGCUGGGGAGUCAGGACCAAGGACUCCAUUAAAUCUGGAGUUUUCAUACUGGAGUACGUGGGGGAGGUCGUCUCCGAGCGCGAGUUCAAGUCCAGGAUGGCAACGAGGUACGCCAAUGACACCCAUCACUACUGCUUGCACCUGGAUGGUGGAUUGGUGAUCGAUGGACACAGAAUGGGUGGAGAUGGGAGAUUCGUUAAUCACUCGUGCGAGCCCAACUGCGAGAUGCAGAAAUGGAGUGUUCAUGGGCUUCCCAGGAUGGCUCUGUUCGCACUGAGGGACAUUAAACCCGGUGAGGAGUUGACUUACGACUACAAUUUCGCCCUGUUCAAUCCCUCGGAGGGACAGGAGUGUAGAUGUGGGAGUAGUGGCUGUCGUGGUGUGAUCGGGGGUAAAAGUCAGCGAGUUGCCAGGAGCGCACCAGUCCCACCCCAGGUGGAGCCUCCUGAGCGAAAAUCAGUCGGACGUCCCAGGAAGAAUAUUCGGAAAUCCAAUGUCGUUCAGUCAACCUCCAAGGGCCUCUGCAAAACUCGUAAGAUAGGAGAUUCAAGUCUGAUAAGUACUCCAACGAUGAAACCGAUGUCGCAUCAGCAGCGGUGUUUCGCUCAGCAGCACCACUGCUUCCUCCUGAGGAACCUCGAGAAGGUGAGAAGGAUGAAGGUGCCACUGGUCCAGCCAUCACCAGCGACUGGUAAAGCCAAAGAUAAGGCAGCUCCUGCUGUCAAGGAGAAGCCACCAAGUGAAAAAAAUCAUUCAGAAGCUUUUUUCACACAACUCAAUGCCCUCACGAAUAAUGCAUCGAGAACUGUGAGAACUCGCAGUCUGGCUCAGGCGCAGGAUGAUCCUGAGGUCAGCAAGACAGCUAAAUUGGCCAAGGUCCUGAAGGAUCUGUAUACAGUGGUGGCAUCAGCCAACGACGAGAACGACUCCCCUCUAUGCUCUCCAUUCAUAAAUCUACCAUCGAAGAGAAAAUUGCCAGAGUAUUACGAGAAAGUUCAGGAUCCAAUCGAUCUCACGAUGAUUGAUCAGAACAUUGGGACAGGCCAUUACAAGACUGCUGAGCAGUUCGACCAGGACAUUAUAAAGCUGUUCGACAACAACGUUAAGUACUUUGGACGAACGUCGGAGUUUGGGAUCGCUGCUGCUAGACUUCGCAAGCUCUACCUGGGAAGUAAAGCUGAUUUCAUCGAUGCAAUCACUGAAGCCACUGGUGCACCACCUGCUCAGGGCUUUCUGCCACCUCAGGGCUCAACAGCCGGCGAGGAGGAUGUCAUCAGGUGCAUUUGUGGCCUCCACAGGGAUGAGGGACUCAUGAUACAGUGCGAGAGGUGCCUCGUUUGGCAGCACUGCGAUUGCGUCAAAGCUGACACCAGUGUCGAGUCAUAUCUGUGCGAGAGGUGCCAGCCCAGACAGGUCGACCUCGAGAUACCCCUCGAGGGGGAGGAGGAGGUGGGCAAGAAGCAUUUCGUCACUCUUCUCAGAGGGGACUUGCAGCUCAGGCAAGGGGACACUGUCUACGUGCUGAGGGACACCCCCGAGAAACACACGUACAAGACUAUUCAGAAAUUUGAUUAUGAACAGAUGGAUAUAUUCAGGAUCGAGAGACUUUGGAAGGACGACAAGGGGGAGAGGUUCGUGUUUGGACAUCACUAUUUGAGACCUCAUGAGACUUAUCAUGAGCCGACCAGAAAAUUCUAUGAGAAUGAAGUCGUUUGUGCACCGCUGUAUGAGGCUGUACCUUGUGAUCUGGUGGCGGAAAGGUGCUGGGUAUUGGAUCCACACACCUUUUGCAAGGGAAGACCUGUUGGCGCCACUGCUCAACAUAUUUACGUGUGCGAAUAUCGAGUCGAUCGAGCUGCUAGGCUCUUCACCAAGGUCGCCAAGUCCAGGCAUCAAGUCUGCACGAAACCAUAUGCUUUCGAGGUCUUCCCCCAGAGGAUCAAACAUUAUCGUACUUAUUUGCCGCACAGUUUGGAGGGGAUUCAGGCCAGCAAAUCUAUCAAAGAUAAGAAGAAAAACUAUCCUGAGGCUGAGCAGAAUCCGAAGGCGGAAGGGAGUGAGGGGAAAAUCAAUGGAAAGGAUCAGAUUAAAUCGGUUAAUAAGGCUCGACGUAGAUCGUGUGACGAGCACAGGAUCACACCAGCUCUUUCAUUUGCUCAGAGGGAGGAACAACGCAAGAGACUGAACGGAAUAUUAACGAAUCUACUCCAAAGAAUGCCGAACAAGAAGGAUCCUCUGGACAUGUCAUUCCUGUUGGAGCGUAAUCGCCGAAAUCGCAAGAGACCAAUGGCUACGAAUCAGUGAUCCUGAACAAAAAAAAUCAACUUCCAUCUGCAGUUGUGAAUUGCAUUCACUGAUUAUCCAGCCAAAUCGACUAAAAUCCAUUCUCUCAGACUAUCCUAGGCCGUUUAGACGUGUAUGUACAAAAGCCAUUUAACCAUCAUGUCUUUACACAUCUAUCCCGUCCAUUUCUCUUAUGUAAUAAUUAAAAUGACUUUCCAGUAAUGAAAACCUAUUCGUCAUUGCGGGAAAUCAUCAAUUUUAUACCCUAUAUCAUCGUCUCAACCAUGUCUCCAUUAUUUUUAUCUAUUUGCUUCCUAAUCAUCUUAAAUUGGGUGCACGGUCUAAAAAAUUACAUGAAAUAUGUACAGAGUUAUUUGUAAAUUAUUUCCAAUUUUUAUUAGAUAAAAAUCAAAUGUUGUUAAGAUCUUAUAGUUGAAUGUACAAAUUAUAAAAUGAGAAACAAGUUUCGAGUACUGCAGGUGAAUGAAAAAUUGAGCGUGCGCGAGUAGCGCGGAGGUAGCUUUGUUGCACAAAAAUUGAUAACUAAAAAAAAUGGAAUAUUAUAUUUUUCAUAAUCCCCCCGGUGUUAUCGGAUGUAAAGUAGAAACUAAAUUGAUAGACGAGAGAAGCUACUUAUCUAUUUAAAUUAUUAAAAAUUAUUACUCAUCAUUGAUCAUGAUGAUUAUUUUACAGCGGCCGAUUGGGCCUCUCAGAAUGUGUCUUUUUUUCUCGGAAUGCGAAAAUGUAAAUAUCUCAUCAUGAAUAUUUAUUAUUAUUAUAUUGAUUAUAUUAUAUUUUUAUUAUCAUGAUUAUCAUAAUUAUCUUUACGUUGAGUAACGCUUGUUGCGAUAUACCUACGAUCCCCUUGAAGAUCACAAAUGCACACUGCACUUGCCUGAAUGCCAGAUGAUUUUUAACAAUUAGUUAUUAAAGACUCCAUGUACCUUUUUAUGAUGAAAUGAAAAAAAGAAAAAAAAAUUCUUUGUUCGAUAAAUUCACCAUGACUAUGAAAAAAUAAUUUAUCGGUAGCAAUUAUCGAUUUGUUGUUGCACUUUAUUUUAUGAAAUUAAAAUUGAAGUUUGGCAAAAUUGAUUAUGAAUUGAGGUUGAAUAUAGCUCUUUUGAGAUGUAAUUUUUAAUUAUUUUUUUUUUGUUUAUAAUUUUUUUGUUCUCACAUUAAUGAUUCGUAUAGUUUUUACCUCACCGUGUUUUUGCCAUUUGAAUGCUCUAUCGUUCGACGAAUCGAGGGACGCGCCUGAUCCGUUGGUUUUGAGAAUAUUUUAGUUUCUCCAUCAGAUAGUCGAAAUAGAGAGAGAGAAGAUGAAUAGAAUGAAUCUCCAUUACCGCAAAUUUUCACAGUUUACUUGAUAUUUUCAGCUGUAUCGAUAAUUUCGAAAGUGAAAGAAACAGUUUAAUAUGGUCUGUUGCAACGCCAGCUUCACGCUAAUUUAAUAAUGUACAUUGUAAACAAACUACUGUAUUCUUUUUCUGGAGAACAUAAAUAGAUGUUUAAAAAUGCAAAGCAUAUAUUUCUAAUUAUCCCAUCCAAUGCUCUGUGAGUCUACGAGGAAGAAAAUCCUUCAGCAAAUGAUUUCAGGACUAUAGGCUGACAGGUCGGGUUGGAUUUGGCAAUUAUCCCAAUCAAUAAAUAACCUAUACAAGACAUCUUCUUUAUUUUACGAAUGAGUUUAUACAUUCUUAUUAACAAAUAGGGUAAUCGAGUCAUCUUCGAUUAUAAAAAGAUUGUUUUGGACUCGACGCAACUCUGCGUGAAUUUCGAAAAGAUUUUUUUACCAUUUAUUGCCAAUUACUAGUGUACUUAAAUAUCUACUUUCACUUAAAUAAUUUUGCUUAAAUUCGACUGCUGUUGCUCUCCUUAAAAUAUAUAGCUCACAUACGUCAUUCUUUAUCGAUUGUGAUUCAAACUCUUCUAUUCAUACAUUUCUACAUUAAAUUUUUUUGACAAUUAUCGGUAAUCUCAAAUUUAGUUCUCUCACGCUGUACAGCAUUCACCAGAAAGUCAUGAAUAGUAGCAAACAAUAUUUGCAGUAUUAGAAACGUAUAACUAAAAAUAAUGAUUAAAUAAAUCAUUUAUGCCAAAAUAUCCGUAUCUGUCUGUACUAUUGGGCAUCCACUGGAUUAUAUAAUUUUCUCUGAGGACGAAUGGUGUCAAUACUCCACUUUUAAUGCACAAUUUCAUUUGAGAACACAAACUCACUGAAUCGAUAAACAAUAAGGGCAAUGAAUGAACUGUUCUCCUUCUCGAUCGUGCGCUGAAGUUGUAUGAAAUUUCAGUUGUAAAAAAACAUUGAAGAAGGUGAUAAAUCAUGGAUCAAGAAAUGUAUAUGUAAACAUUUUUUUACGUAAACAGGAAUGUAAAUUGAUUGUUUAAUGAUAAGAAUUCUAUUCAUCAAGAAAAUCAGCCACGAAUUUAUCCAUUAUAUUUUUGUAUUUUUAUAGGCGGAUCUGUACAUAUUUACAUAACUUGCCAUGAAUGUGUUUACUGAUUAUAAUCGCUGUCACUGUGGUGCCCCCUGAUCAAUCGUAAUUAAUUACCAUUGCGUAUUUUUAGUCAAUGACAAUUGGAUAGUGCAGAUUAGUUCUUAUCUACGCAUUGAUAAAGACAAGUCGAGGAUCGAUGUAUUCAAAAUGCGUGAAACAUAUGAGAUAAAAUACAGCUGAUGUCAAACUCAUCGUCUCCAGCAAUUACUAUCACUUGUAUAUUAAAAUAUACUAGUUUUAAUUAAUGGUAAUGUCGGUAUGGUGUAAAAUAAAGGUGAAAUUACUCAAUGUCGGUGAGAUGAACAACAGCUAAAUAUCAUAAUCCAGUGGGUGUGAACUAAAUUCUAAUGAUGCAGUUACCGGUUCGUCGUCACUCCUCAUUCAUUUUUCAAUGAAGGAAAAAAAAACAAGUACAAA